ACUUUCAGCGAAAUGAAACUAGCCAUCUGGAAACUGAAUACCAAUAAUCUGGACAACUUUUUUUGCAUUUAAACAACAAAAUGUUUAGCUAUCCAUAUGUACGCAAGAUGAUACCGAGGACAGCUGAUACUCAAAGGGGAAAUGCAAUAGCAGAAUCCACAACGAGUCCAAAUUCAUCUCUAUCUGGUUCUCUGAGUGAGGAGCUCCAGUGUUCCAUCUGUCUGGAGGUGUUCACAGAUCCAGUCUCCACUCCAUGUGGACACAACUUCUGCAAAAUCUGCCUGAAAGGAUGCUGGGACAACAGGCAUGACUGCAGCUGCCCAAUUUGUAAAGAAACAUUCAACCAAAAGCCUGAGCUCAAGAUCAAUACAACUCUCAGAGAGAUUGCAGAUUACUACAAAAAGAGAAGUCAACUGAAAAUAAAACAGCCGAAAAAACCUGCGGUGUUGUGUGAUAUCUGUACAGGCAAAAAACAGAAAGCCCUGAAGUCGUGCCCUACGUGUCAGAGCUCUUUCUGUGAGGCUCACCUGGAGCGUCAUUUGAGGGUUCCAGGUUUAAAACAACACAAACUGAUAGACCCUGUAAAAAACCUGCAGGGUCAUUUGUGUCAGAAACACAACAGACCUCUGGAGCUGUUCUGCAAAAAUGAUCAGACGUGUGUGUGCGUGAUGUGCACUGUGACCGAACACAAGUUUCACAACAAUGUUCCUGUAGAGCAGGAGAGUGAAGAGAAGAAGAGUCAGCUUACAAAGACUCUGACAGAUGUGCAGCAAAUGAUCCAGGACAGACUGACGAAGAUUGAAGAAAUCCAGCACUCAGUAAAGCUAAGAAAAAAAAACACUGAGAAAGAGAAAGCAGACAGCAUCGAGCUGUUCACUGAUCUGAUCCGCUCCGUUGAGAGAUGUCAGUCUGAGCUGCUGGAGAAGAUGGAGCGGAAGCAGAAAGCGGCAGAAACACAGGCUGAAGAGCUCAUUAAAGAGCUGGAGGAGGAAAUAACUGAACUCAAGAGGAGAAACACUGAGCUGGAGCAGCUCUCACACACUGAAGAUCACCUGCACUUCCUACAGAUUUAUCCGUCCCUGUGCAGGCCUUUAGACUCCAAGAUCUGGGCUGGAAUCCGUAUUAACACUUCUGUGAGUGUCGAGACUCUGAGAAGAGCUCUGACUCAGCUGCAGAAGACUCUAGAUGAGAAACUCAGUCAAACUGUGUUGAAGAGGAUACAGCAGUAUGCAGUGGAUGUGACUCUGGAUCCUAACACAGCUAAUCCUGAACUGAUCCUGUCUGAAGAUGGAAAAAAAGUGCGACACGGAAACAUAAAGCAAUACCACCCAAACCAUAACAAGAGGUUUGAUAAAUAUAUGAUUGUCCUGGGAAACAAAGGCUUUUCGACUGGUAGGUUUUAUUUUGAGGUGCAGGUUAAGGGAAAGACUCAGUGGAGUUUAGGUGUGGCAAGAGAAUCCAUUAACAGAAAGGGGGCGCUCAACCUGUGCCCUGAGAGUGGAAAUUGGACUUUGUGGCAGAGUAAUGAAAAAGAAUAUAAAGCUUGCGAAUCUUCCCCUGUCUCUCUGUCCCUGAACGUUAAGCUUCAGAAGGUGGGUGUGUUUGUGGAUUAUGAGGACGGUCUGGUCUCCUUUUAUGAUGUGAACUCUAAGUCUCACAUCUACUCUUUCACUGGUCAGUCUUUCACUGAGAAUCUCUAUCCAUUUUUAAGCCCUUGGUCUAAUGGUGGAGGUAUAAAUUCAGCACCACUGAUCAUCUCACCUGUUAAUUACAAUGAAUGAAGUACACCUAAAUACCAGAUGAAAAUGUAAAUGUUCGCUAAAUGUAAAUGUUCAGCAUUUUUGUAGAAAAUUAUUUUAUGCAUGUUUCAAGAAAUAUACACUCUUUCUUUGCUUAUCUCUGAUGUGAUACUGACCUGUAAAGAGUCUGUGAUGCACAGUUCUUCUUUAGUAUCUUGCACAAUAAAAAUGUUUUAAAAAUUGGUACUUUA
Labeo rohita (rohu) is the source of this 1990-nucleotide messenger RNA. RefSeq names its product bloodthirsty-related gene family, member 9 (gene btr09). Lineage: Eukaryota; Metazoa; Chordata; Actinopteri; Cypriniformes; Cyprinidae. The coding region runs from base 81 to 1781 and encodes 566 amino acids. The transcript is spliced from 8 exons. The record is from RefSeq and is a predicted model, not a curated record. Gene Ontology annotation, molecular function: zinc ion binding; protein binding.